UUACACAUAACCUUAUAUUAAACCAAUCAAAUUAUUUCACGAAUUUCACAAAUAUUUUUGUUUGUAAAUAAGCCGAAGAAAAAAUCUCCUUUUUUCCUGCAAUUAAAUUAAGUGAAGCGUAACAAAUUGUUGGCAAACAAUGCCACAAACUUAAUCAAGCUAGUCAUCAUCCAAUUGAUUAGGUCGAUGUGAGAAAAUAUAAAAUAAGUCUAAUUUAAUUCUUAAACCUUUGUUUAAUAUUUUAUUAUCUGGUUUUUGGUCUCUAAAUAGACCUAAACUGAUAUAGAUAUUUAAGUGAGUGCACUAUGUCAUAUCUAUAUCUUCUUCCAAUCUCUGUCUACGUUCUCUUCCAAGUCACCUUCCUGGGAACCUACAUUGCUGCCAUAGUUCAGGGUCAUGUAGUACCGGCCAUCCCUUACAUCAGCGAUGCUGCGACGUAUUCUCCUGAGAGCUGCGUCUUUGGUCAGCUGAUUAACAUGGGAUGCAUUUUGUUGGGUAUCGUCGUGUAUGUCAGAUACCGGCAAAUCUGCGUCUUAUGCGACUACCAUGCUGAUCUCCGGGAAUUCACAACGAAACUCAAUAACCGAGGCCUAUGGAUUGGAUUUGGGUCCUGCCUUGGCAUCAGUAUCGUUGCCAAUUUCCAGGAAACCAAUGUCCGGAUUGUUCAUCUGGUUGGAGCCUUCCUCUGCUUUGGUCUCGGUACCGUUUACUUCUGGAUCCAGGCUGUGAUCUCAUACUACCUACAGCCCUAUGUUGGUAGUAUGCUGAAGGCACACGUCCGGCUCUUCCUUUCUGUCGUGUGCACCAUCUUUUUCAUCGUUGUGGCUGUCACCGGGGUCAUCUCCCACAUCCUCUUCCGCGGAGAGGAUCCUAGAAAGUGGUAUCCAUCAGACGGAGGUUGGAAGUAUCAUGUGGCUAGUUCUAUAUCCGAAUGGGUAGUAGCCACUGCCUUCUGCUUCUACAUCCUCACAUUCACUGAUGAGUUCCGGAGUCUCUCAAUUGACCAUCCGACCAUUGUAAUCAGGGAGUACGAGUUCACAGGGGUAGCAGAUAUCGUUAUAAGUCAGGCACAGGACCCUCCAGAUCCACCGACCCCACCUCCUUCCCCACGAAACACUGCUGUACUCAUCUGAAUUUAUGGUUAUUUAUUUCUAGUGGUUAAUAAAAUGACAAAUUAAAGAAUUCUUUAUGCAGCAAGAAUUGACGGAAACACUA
Phlebotomus papatasi is the source of this 1215-nucleotide messenger RNA. Its product is annotated as DNA damage-regulated autophagy modulator protein 1. The transcript has 3 exons. Lineage: Eukaryota; Metazoa; Arthropoda; Insecta; Diptera; Psychodidae. The record is from RefSeq and is a predicted model, not a curated record. Bases 306 to 1133 code for a protein of 275 amino acids.